UAACUUCCGGGUCUCUAGCCUGUGGCGGGAGAUACGGGUAGUAUUUUCAUGGCGCAACUUUGAACAAGCAUUUUCUGACUACUGCCUUUGUCUACUGAAGUAGUUGUGUAAAGCAGCAACUUUUCCAUAAAAAAAGUCAAUGGACGAAGAAGAACAUCUUCAGAGACUGAAGGCAGCGGUUCACUUCACCGUGGGACGGCUUUGUGAUAGUUUAGGAGAAGAUCAUGAGAAGACAUUUAGCCGUCAGGUCAUUGCAGCCUUAGCUGAAACAACAUUCAGGCAAUGUGACAUAUUUGCAAAAGACUUGGAGGCCUUUGCAAGACAUGCCAAGAGAAAUACAGUAUCUGUGGAGGAUGUCAAGCUUGCAGCCCGUAGGAGUACGUCGCUGUCCAACUUCAUCCACAGGAAGAGCGAAGAGCUUGCCAACAGUAAUCAGGAACAGAGGGACAAACGAGAAGCGUGCCGUGGGAAAAAGGAUGAUGGGGCGGAGGUCCAAGAAUAGAGGCACAAUCCCAAACUUAAUUUGUAACCAUCCACGGUGAAGACAAAUCUUACGGUUUCAGUUGGGGAAAUGUACAGUAGUCGAUCAAUGCUUGUAUUGUGCAGUGCACCAUAUGAAAUAUUUGUAUAUCAAUGGGCUUCAACUGGCAUUGUUGUAAAACAUUUAUUUCUGUUCAAGGCAACCAUCCAUACUGGGGUACAGCACAAUGUAGAAUCAAGGCACCAUUUCAGCACCUUACCCUGACUAGCUGAAACAGAACUCACUUCAUUAACAAUGUUGUAUCGGGUUACCUGGUGAUUUGGAAAGACAGGAUACACACAUGCAGCAUUUGUCAGUGAUCACAGUAUGAAGCGGCGCCUGUUUACGGUAGACGAUUCUUGAGUGUUUUGGUUUUGUCCUAGAAUAAAACGUGCAAUGUCUAAAUUGCAGGUUCAAAAUG
Osmerus eperlanus (European smelt) is the source of this 941-nucleotide messenger RNA. RefSeq names its product centromere protein S (gene cenps). Gene Ontology annotation, cellular component: FANCM-MHF complex. Lineage: Eukaryota; Metazoa; Chordata; Actinopteri; Osmeriformes; Osmeridae. Gene Ontology annotation, biological process: replication fork processing; resolution of meiotic recombination intermediates. The transcript has 5 exons. The record is from RefSeq and is a predicted model, not a curated record. Gene Ontology annotation, molecular function: protein heterodimerization activity; chromatin binding. Bases 140 to 502 code for a protein of 120 amino acids.